GCCACACAUGCAUCAGAGAUGGUUUGCUCUCUCCUCAUGAACCUCCCAAGCCCACAUCGCUUGUCUCCCCCCAUCCGAAGCAGAGACCCCGGUAACUGGAAUUCGAUCCUCAAGCACCACGUCAGGCUAAAAAAUGACCGGGCCAUCCUCGCAACCUUCGCCGAGAUGGAAGCUUCGGGCGCCCACCGCGACAGGGUCGCACUGCCGGUCGUCCUCAAGGCGUGCGCGAGGUUGCAGGAUGUCGAGUUCGGUAAACGAGUUCAUUCGUGCAUAGUUGGGACAGAACUAGCUGACGACGUGCGCGUUCGGACUGCGCUCGUGGAUUUGUACUGUAAAUGCGGAUUAGUUGAUGAUGCGCUCGAGGUAUUUGAGGAAAUGACGCAGAGAGAUUUGGUUUCAUGGAAUGCCAUGAUCUCUGGGUGUGUUGCCAAUUGUCAGUACAAAUACGCGAUCUUGUUGUGUUUUAGGAUGAGAAGAGAUGGAUUGAGGCUAAAUUCGGUCACGCUGGUUAGUCUAAUAUUAGCCUGUCGUGAGUUGUCUGAGUUCAGGCUUGGGCAGGCUGCACAUUGCUAUAGUUUGAGAAGUGGGAUUCUUCAACUGGAGCCUCAUGUUGGGACUUCCUUGAUUGGGUUCUAUUCGAGGUUUGACAUGCGGUUAUCACACAAUGUAUUUGAAGUAUUGGAGAGAAGGAACACUGUGUGUUGGAAUGCUAUCAUAGAUGGGUAUUUCCAGACUGGAAAAUGUUCUGAAGCUUUAAAGAUCUUUCUUCAUAUGAUAGUAGACAAUGUGGCUCCUGAUUCUGUGACAUUUUUAGCUGUCAUGCAAUCAUGUGGGGAAUUCGGAUGCUUAAAGUUUGGGAAGCAAGUGCACCAACUAGUUAUUAAAUACGGUUUUUCUGUAGAUAAGUUUGUGGGGAAUGCACUGAUCAAUAUGUAUGGUAGGUGUGGAUAUUGUGAACAUGCUAGUCUAGUUUUUGAAAGAGGGCUAACAGGGGAUGUUGCUUCAUGGAAUGCUAUGAUCUCUGCAUACAAGAAUUGCAUGUGUUUCAAUGAAGCACUUGCUCUGUUUAGCAGGAUGAAGUGUGACUGUAUAGGAGAAAAUAUGGUCACCAUUGGUAUAAUGCUUUCUGUAUGUGCUCAGUGUGGCUGCUUAGCAAGAGACUUGAAUAUUGUCACAUCUGCUCAAGAGAUUUUUAAUGGGAUGGAUAAGUCAAAUGCAGUUUCUUGGAACGCAUUGAUCAUGGCUUUGAUCAAGGAUGGGCUGACAUGCAAGGCUUGGGAUCUCUUCGGGAAAAUGCAACAAACAGAAACUAAACCAAACUCAUUCACUAUGGUCUCUCUUCUUAAAGGAUGCACAAACAACUUAUUUUUAAAUUUUGGCAGGUCUAUUCAUGGUUAUGUGAUAAGGCAUGGGCUUGAUGUCAACUCAUCAUUGUGCACUGCACUUGCAGAUAUGUACAUGGACUGUGGACAAGAAUCAGCAGCAUUUUAUAUAUUUUGGAAUCACUCUGACAGAGAUUUAGUAUCUUGGAAUGCUAUGAUUGCUAGCUAUAUUCACAAUGGACGACCGAAUGAUGCUCUUACUCUCUUCUAUCGAAUGCAGUUUGAAACAAAACCUGAUGCAAGUACAAUGAUCAAUGUUCUUCCGUCAUGUGCACAAAUGGGGAGUCUUCUGCAAGUAAAAGGCUUUCAUGCAUACAUUGUAAGAAGGGAGCUCGGCUUGCCACUUGAUACUUCUUUGGGAAAUGCUCUUCUGACGAUGUAUGCAAAAUGUGGAAGCAUAAGGAGUGCUGAAUCGAUGUUCAGAAACCUACUGAAGAGGGACAUCAUCUCUUGGAAUGCCAUGAUUGCAGCAUAUGGAAUCCAUGGCCAAGGUGAAGAUGCUGUUCGGAUAUUUUGUGAAUUGCUUAGUGCUAGAGAGAGACCUACCCGUGUAACAUUUGUUUCUAUUCUGUCUGCAUGCAGUCACUCCGGUAUGAUUGAGAAGGGAUGGGAAAUUUUCCAUUCCAUGAAUAGGGACUAUAAUGUACCACCUGAGGUUGUUCAUUAUGCUUGCAUGGUCGACCUUCUUGGCCGUGCAGGAAACCUUGAUAAAGCCAAAGAACUGAUCUGUUCAAUGCCCAUGGAACCAGAUGCUAGUCUCUGGAGAGCUCUCCUGAGCGCAUGUAGAAUGUUUUAUAACAUGGAACUUGCGAGGAUAAUCGGUGAAAAGCUCAUUGAAUUAGAACCAAUGAACAUUGCAAAUUACAUACUUCUCUCCAAUAUAUAUGCUGCAGCUGGAAAUUGGGAAUACGUCACUAUCUUGAGAGCAGACAUCAAGGAGAAAGGUUUAGAAAAGACUCCAGGUAACAGUUGGAUAAACAUUAAAAAUGAAGUCCAAUCUUUUACUGCAGGGAACAAACAAGUCCCUCAGUUUGAGAUGUCGUACACAAAACUCAAACUGUCUUUGGACGAGCUAGUGGAAAAUGGAUAUAUUCCUCAUACAAGUUCAAUCUGGCAUAAUGUGUAGAUCUGGGCAAAGGAAUGAUUCUGAUUAGUUAGUGUGAGGAUCUGGCAACUUAUCUAAAUCCCCUCAACAAGGUUCUACAGAACACAUUCCAACAGAAAUCUUCAGGGCCCUGGUGAUUACCACUGUUUUCAGCAAACCUUGUCUAUAAGUUUUUGCUGGAAUCUUCUCAAAUCUCCAGGCCUUUUGCAUCCUUUCAUGUCAUCUGGUCAUGCAUGAACUUGAUGCCAGACGGUCGACUAUCAGAAUGUUUUUCCAAAUGAAAUUGGUAUAAUCUUCUAC
Messenger RNA from Musa acuminata AAA Group (dessert banana), 2787 nucleotides. Its product is annotated as pentatricopeptide repeat-containing protein At1g06140, mitochondrial-like. The transcript is spliced from 2 exons. Bases 19 to 2508 code for a protein of 829 amino acids. Lineage: Eukaryota; Viridiplantae; Streptophyta; Magnoliopsida; Zingiberales; Musaceae. Gene Ontology annotation, molecular function: protein binding. The record is from RefSeq and is a predicted model, not a curated record.